GUGUACUCGUAGAUGAUGAUUAUGAUUAUGAUUAGUAUAGUAUAAAAUGAAUAUUUACUUAUUCGCUUGUAGAUCAUCUCUUGGAAUCGUCGGUAUGAAGUCCUCGGAAUCACUUGUUCUCUCGAUCGAUCACAGUGGUCACUAAACCGUGUCUGUAUAUCAAGAUAGGACUCUCCAAUCCGCCAAGGAGGGGAGUGUAGGAAAGCCAAUUUGAAAAUCGAAAUCCGCUCUCUCGUCCUCAUCCUCAUCCUCGAAAUCAAAUGUAUAUCCUUUGUAUAUUUCGAACACCUUCGAAUUGGAAAUAAGAACCAUUGCCCGUUCAAUUAUUAUCUUUUUAAAUUCCCAAACAAUGAACGAAUGCUUUAUCAGGUGUUUUUCGAUGGGAUGAAUCGAUACCCAGAAGAUCGAUGCUCUCUCCACGAUCCACCGAGCCACCCCACCCAUGCACAAGGCUGAGAAACCACCACAUUUUCCCACCCUCACCUCAGCCUUCCCUCCCCUCCCCUCCAAAAUGCCCCUCCUCCUCGUCCUCCCUCUCCAAAAACCAUGUCCCGACUCUUCACCUUCCUAAAAUCCUCUUCAUUCCCCCUCCCCUCAAUUCUCAAACCCAAAUCUCUCUUCAAAAACUCCCCCAGAGCCUCCACCUCCUCUCCUACACCCACUCCCUCCCCAAUUCCCCCCUUCCUCAAAGAAUUCACCUACUGGUCCCUCAUCAUCGCCUCCUGGAUCCCCGCAUCCAUCUUCUUCCAAGACCAUAUCGCAGAGCUGCAUAUCAUCAAUGGCGCCUCCAUGUAUCCCUUUCUCAAUACAGGGUACAAUGAGAGUUUGACGCGCGAUGUGUGUUUAGUAGAUAAGAGGAGGAAGGGAAGGGAUUUGGAAAGGGGAAUGCUUGUUUCUUUUAGAUCCCCCUACCACCCAGAAACCCUCGCAAUAAAACGAAUCAUCGCGCUCCCGGGUGACCGCGUCUACACGCACGCUCCCUAUCCCUACCCGUAUGCUGAUAUACCGGCGGGGCACGUUUGGGUCGAGGGCGACAAUGCCGAUUCGAGGAAAACAUUAGAUAGUAAUCAUUAUGGACCGAUUGCGAUAAAUUUAAUCACCGGAAAACUGACGCAUGUGCUUUGGCCUUGGGGGAGUAGGGGCAGAGUUAGGUGGGAACAGUGGAAGGGGAGGACGAGGGUAGUGAAGGGGUGGAAUGGUGGGGCGUGAUCUAAUACGGAGAUGCGAUGGAGAAUUUUGAUGGUAAUUGGAUGGUUGGUCUGGUGUUUCUUCAAUGGACUUGUCGUGCUGGGGACUCUUGAUGUACAUCACCAAUUGAAGGAUGUACGAAGUAUA
This is a messenger RNA of Botrytis cinerea B05.10, 1335 nucleotides long. It is a transcript of the gene Bcimp2, whose product is annotated as Bcimp2. Lineage: Eukaryota; Fungi; Ascomycota; Leotiomycetes; Helotiales; Sclerotiniaceae. Gene Ontology annotation, cellular component: membrane; mitochondrial inner membrane peptidase complex. Gene Ontology annotation, biological process: mitochondrial respiratory chain complex assembly. Bases 547 to 1209 code for a protein of 220 amino acids. Gene Ontology annotation, molecular function: serine-type endopeptidase activity. The record is from RefSeq and is a predicted model, not a curated record. The transcript is spliced from 2 exons.